This is a messenger RNA of Colletotrichum siamense, 3543 nucleotides long. Its product is annotated as putative cytochrome b5 1. NCBI's taxonomy places the organism in Eukaryota, Fungi, Ascomycota, Sordariomycetes, Glomerellales, Glomerellaceae. The transcript has 7 exons. The record is from RefSeq and is a predicted model, not a curated record. Bases 1 to 3543 code for a protein of 1180 amino acids. Gene Ontology annotation, cellular component: membrane; intracellular membrane-bounded organelle. Gene Ontology annotation, molecular function: heme binding.
AUGGACGACACAGAACUCCCCUUCACAAUUCCCACCCAUCCCCCCUUAUCCCCAACCGCAACCUCCCUCCUCCAAACUCCCAUCCCCCUCCCCUGCCCUCCCCCGCCCGCCCUCGACACCCUCUUCCACGCCGAACACGGCCAGCUCUUCAACCUCAGCGGCCUACGCACCUCGGAAUCCCUCAUCCUCCAAGACCUCGACCCCUACUCCUCGUCGCCCUCCCCAACCGAUGGCUUCAUACACGUCAAUGAAGCAAAAUGGCACAACAUCUUCCACCGCAGCAGGUGGGCCAGCACUGCCUGCCACAUCGCCAACAGGCCUUUACACAUCGACGAUGACGCCGCGUGGAGCCGCAUUGCCCCCGCAAUCGAGCUCGCGGACAGGAUGCUGCAGCAGGCGCUCUCGCACCGCUGGCUGCUCGCGAUGCUGAGCGCGGCGGGGCGUGAGGCGGUGCAUGGGGUCUCGGUGACGGUUGAUGGGCGGAGGUACGCCAACGCGACGAUCUACCGCGUGGUUCCUGGUCCGGUUACGCAUGAAGCACGUGCUCAGGCUGUGCAGGUGUUGGAUGAGAUUGCUGGGAGUGUGUUUUGGGGGUUUCAUCAUGGGGAUGAGGCGCCGGGCCUUUUGGGCAAGACGGACACGAUUCACGCAAUAUCAAGACACAUCCUCACCUCCAUCAAAUCCCAAAACCCAGCGCACAACUGCCCCUCCUUCGAACUCUUCUUCAACAACGAACGCUGGGCCGAAGCAGGCUACUCCUUCGAAACCGCCUUCCUCGGCACCGUCCUCCGCAACACCUGGCCCAGCUCCCGCUCGCGCCGCAAAGCCUACCACGCCCUGCUUGCUCCGCGCCCCGAAACCGCCGCCGCGGGGCAGUUCCAGUACUACGGCGGCUGGGCGCCCUCCGACCCGUUCGUCGAGGAGCGCGCGGGCGUGCCGGGGCGGGUGCUGUGGGAGAUGACCCGCGAGGACUUCUGGGGGGUGAGGGUGCGGAAGUUUGGGGCGGAGGGGGUGAAAGUUAAGGGGGGUGUGAGUGUUGCGAGGGCGGAGUACUCGAAGGCGAGGGGGUAUACGGUGCGCAGGGCGCGUGUGCUUGAUGAUGAUGCUGGGUUUGGGGGGAGGAUUAGGGAGCGGAGGGGGAGGUUGAAGAUGUUGAGGCCGUGGUAUGCGUGCGAGUAUCGCAAGUGGAGCGAGACGCCGUUUGCGGAGUUUCAGAUGCGCAGCUGGGUGCCGGGGAUCAAAGGGAUUGGGAGGAGUGUCAAGUGCGAAGCUGGGGUUAUCGCUGCUGCGAAGAAGAUGAUAUCCCCGUUUGGAGUUGACGAGAAAGUCUGCGGGACGACGAUCGAGGGUGAGAGGAGCGGACAGGGCUUCUGGCGGGCGGUUGGGUUUCUUGCGAUGGCUGCGGUGCCGGUGAGGCGAGGUGUGUACUCGUGGGAGGACGAGAGCGUGCCGGCGUAUCCGGAGGUUCUGGUCCAUGGAUCGGAGUUCGCGGCGCCGCGAGGGUUUCUUGAGGAGGUCAUUCGGCGGGGAAGGGGCAAGAAGGAGAGGGAGAGGAGGAAGGUGGUUGGGCGGGCUUGGGGGAAGAGUCAUGAUCGGGAGAUGUGUUUUGAUAAUGCGAGGGUUGCGUUUUUGAGAUGGAAAUGGGGCGGUUUUGUGUCUGGGGAGCUUGUUCGGGAGUUUGAAGCUGCGACGAGGGAGUUGAGAGUGAAGAUGGACCAGUUCCCCUUGGAUGAUGUUUGGUUGGACUUCGGAUUCCGGAUGCCGGAGUACAGCGGGGAGGUGUUCUUCCCGGUUGGGUAUGAGGAUGAGCGGGUUGAUGAGGAAGAUGCAGACUUGCCUAGCUGGGCUAUUGCAAGGUCUGGCAUUGGUGGAGAGGAGGUUAUCGGGACUGUCAUCAAGUAUUACUCGCCUGGCGAGAUUGGAGACCUCCAGUCGCUAGGAGCAGGGCAAAAGGUCGUCUUGUGGCAGGACGAAGACGAUACAGAGAUCCAGGUCUACGAUGUCAGCGAGAUGUUUCCCGACGGCUGGGACUCGGAUGCCAGAGACACCUUCACUGUUCCCGGUCUGCGAGGACGCAUGCUCCGUCCAAACCUCGCAAAUGACAUCCUCUCCCAAGCCCUCAGCCAAGAACCACUCGGCCAGGCAAUGCUCUGGCGCCAAGAAGAAGACGUCUGCAUCAACGACGGCAAUGAGGGCAGACCAAAAUGGAUUGCGCUCGGAGCCGAAGUCUUCGACAUCACAAACCUGCACCUUCCCCCAGACCUCCACACCCUCCACCACAUCCUCUCCCGCACCCGAAACCCCGUCGACGCAAUCGACGCCGGCUUCCACCCAGACCUGAUCCGCGCCAGCCUCCUCCCGUGCAAGAUCGGCUGGCUGCGCGACGAGGUGUCUGGCCCGCGGCGGCGAGAUCGCGUGUUCAUGCCCGGCGAGGUGAAGUGGUUCGCGGCCCGCGAGACGGGGAUGUACGUUGUCAUCAACGGCAGCGUGUACGAUUUCACAGGAUACUGCGACAUGCACCCCGGCGGCGCGUCCCUCAUCUCCCAGCUCGCCGGCCAAGACGCCACCGCAGCCUGGAGGCAAGCCCACGGGCAUGGUGCAUCUGUCUCCGGGGUAGACGUACACGCCGCGCUGGAGGAGUUGAAGAUCGGACGCGUCGUGCCGGAGCAGUCGCCGGCCGAACCGCUCUCGUCGUCACAGAUCCGGAUUCGGGACUGUGUCUUUGGGCGGGAGAACAUCAAGCCCGAGCAAACCCAGGCACUGAACGACCUGGGACCAUACUGGGGCACAGAUUGCACACCACACCUCGAGGCACAGAGCCCGCACUGGGUGUUGACCAAGCUCCAUGACACGCGCGACUUCAUCGUCGCCAAAAUCGCACCAACUCCCGAAGAGUUUCCCAUGACGCAGGACACAUUGCGGGAGUUUGACGGCAAAGAAACAGAUCUAGGUUUCCGCGAGGCGUACGUCUCUGACGGGACGUCCAUCUACAACAUGACUUCGUUCAUCAGAUACACCUCCCCAUCACCACUCACCUCAUCCCUCCUUACCCGUGCCGGCAAAACCCUGACCUCAUCCCCCGAGGACACCGAGUUGCGAACAUGGCUACAAACCUCCUGCCGCCACCGUAUCAUCGCAUCCCACGACCACCGACAACCCAACCCGGGCACGAGCCAGCCCCGCUGGAAGACCGACGUUCAAAGCGUCCCCCGCGCCCCAGCCCCCGGCCACUUCCCCAAGAUCAUCAAAGCAGCCAAGGUCGAGAUGAACUGGGCGAGGGCACUGCAGGGCGACGCAGCGUCUCCCGGUCCGAAGAGCGACGUCAGGCCGACGCAGGCGUCUCCGAAGAUGCGGGCGCGAGGGGACACGAGAGGGGGGUUUGGUGGCGCGGGUGGGAAAGGCAGAGUUGAGGCGAUCGAGCUUCCUUUGUUGAACCAAAAACCGCAAUCAGUGGAUGGGGAUGUUGUCAUGGAGGACGUACAACCUGACGGGUGGACCGUCGUUGGGAAAAAGGGCUGCAGACGGACUCGGAAAAGACGCUGA